CGACUUUGGAUUAGCAUGUGAUGUGUCAGCUGCCAAGUUGGGCUCCUACAUUCAGACCCGUCCAUACCGGACAACCAGUUGGUUCCAGGAAGCCUGCUUUCCUCCGGAUCCUGUACCUACCAGGUGCAGUCUUUUCUUGGACAAGGCAKUUUUGGAAAAGUUGUCAAGUGCAAGAYACUGGAAGACGACAAGACUGUGGCCAUCAAAAUGAUUAAACUGCAGUGCAGUUCUGUAAAGAUGAUUAAUCAAGAGGUGGCUACACUGAAGAAAUUGAGAUCUUUGGACCUGGACAAGCAAAACAUCGUUCAGUGGUACCAGUUCUUCACGGACAGAGAACACAUCUGCCUGGAGUUUGAGCASCUGGACAAAAGUCUCUUCGAUUUUAUGAAGGAGCGAAAUUGCAGACAUCUCCUUCUGAAAGAGAUUCGCCCAAUUGUCCAGCAGAUUGCUCAUGCGCUGAAGCARUUGAAGGCUGUGGGGAUUAUCCAUGCAGACCUCAAGUUGGAAAACAUCAUGCUAGUUGAUCAGCUACGGGAGCCCUUCCGUGUCAAAAAUCCUCCAUCAGGUGCUGAGGGGAAGAAAACAGACCAGCCCCACCACACUGACCUACAUCCCWGCACCACCACCCAGACUGGAGGAACUGAUGAGUCCACAAAGCAGAAGACUGAUCCCAAUGUUGUGCCGCCUCCCAAGAAAAUGUCUCCUCCAGGAUCUCCAGAGAUCAUGCUGGGGCAUCCCUUCACAGAGGCCAUAGUCACGUGGUCUCUGGGACACAUGGCUGCUGUGAUGUACCUCGGGCCCUGCUGUACCCUGGAUUGA
This is a messenger RNA of Paralichthys olivaceus (Japanese flounder), 819 nucleotides long. The record is from RefSeq and is a predicted model, not a curated record. NCBI's taxonomy places the organism in Eukaryota, Metazoa, Chordata, Actinopteri, Pleuronectiformes, Paralichthyidae.